CCGUCAUCCAUCUCGUCAGCCCAUCCCGCCUCCCGCCGUCGUCCUCCUCGCUCCUCCUGCUCCUUCUUGUGAUACCCCGCCGCUAGCCAGCCCCGCCUCUCGCGAUGGUCCGCACCGUCUCCUCUCGCCGCGCCUUACGAGAGGCCGCCGCCGGCGCGCCCGAGUCCAAUCAACCCACCCCCCAGAAAUCGGCCCCGAAGCCCGCCCCCAAACCCACACCUGCCAAGCGUACACCCGCCAGAAGGGGGGCGGCCGUCAAGAAAGAACCAUCCCUCGAGGUGGAAUCCAGCGAAAUGUCGGACAAUGAGCACUUUGCUGCGGCCAGCGAGGAGCCGGAGGAGCUCGUGUCUAUCCACACUGCCAAGAAGCGCACGAGGGGCGGGAGGGUGAUCAAGGGUAUUGUGGCCAAAGACGGGGAUAGCGAUGAGAGCGAGGAGCCGGAUAGGAAGCCACCUGCGAGGAAGAGGGCGAACACGGAGAGACGUUCGGUGCAGAACAAGACGGCACAGAAAAAGUACAGGGACAAGAAGAAGAGUCUUGCCAGGCGGACACACGACUUUGCUUUGGAUAUGACUAGACUCUGCGGCAAGCUUGGGGGCAAGGAGGGCAAGGUGUUCAAGCGUCUACUUGAAGAUUACCUGGCUGACGUUUCUUGUUCGUAUAUCGUCUCGCCACUUUCCAUCCAAACACUGAUAUCCAUCAGCCAUCGACCGCAAUUUCUUUGACGAGUACUUGGAAAAAGCUGGACUCACCCAAGAGUCAUAGCCUGGCCGCAUCUUUUUGGGCUUUUCUUGCGUCGCGGCUGUUGGGCUGGCGAUGAGACUUGUUGUAAAAAUCGUGUCAGAUUUCGAGCUGAAUAGAAGGGUACUUGUUCUAUACUACAACGAUUUCACCAUGUAUUGGCUAUAUAUGACUCUUCCUG
Molecule: messenger RNA, 922 nt
Organism: Cryptococcus amylolentus CBS 6039
Lineage: Eukaryota; Fungi; Basidiomycota; Tremellomycetes; Tremellales; Cryptococcaceae
Exons: 3
Coding region: 105-725 (206 amino acids)
Biological process (GO): regulation of DNA-templated transcription
Molecular function (GO): DNA-binding transcription factor activity
Source: RefSeq, a predicted model, not a curated record